UUGUUGUUCAUUUGUUGUCGAUUGUUUGUGUUGUGUUUGAGUGUUCGGCAAUAAACAAUUCGCCUGCAAAAUGCCGAAGAAAAAUGCUUUCUUUUAUUUUAUCAUCGAUUACAAACACCGUGAGGAGUCGAAAGGGCGCAGAUUCCGUGGCCUGCAAGACGUGUCGCGAAUCGCAGGACCGAUUUGGAAGGACAUGGACGAACAGCAACGUGCGCCGUACGUAGCAAAAGCAAAGCAAGGUAAUGAACAGGACAGGAAAAACCACGAAAGAUUAAGCUGUCAUGGGGUACCAUUAUCAACGCUAGUGGCUGAAGAGCGUGCUGUGAAGUCGAAAACCGCACUCAUCCGGAGCCGCGUAGAAAAGAUGAUAAGAAACGCAGCUGAAAACAAUAAAUUGGAGCAUCUCGAAUUCUACUUCGUUUCAUGUGGCUAUUUCUGCCCCCUAUCCGACGGCAGGUACGUGCCUGCAGAAAUUGGCGCUAUCCGUUACAGCCUAGAGGGUGGCGUAAUGGCAAAGUUUCACACCCUCAUUAAUCCCGGCCCGCUCCCACUGGGAAAAUCGUUAGAAGCGAAGGAGCACUCGAAUAACUUCCAUCAGCUUCCAAUACCACCCGAUGCGCUGGGUGAAACCAACUUUGAGCAUAUAGCAAACAAACUGCUUACUUUUCUCCAGCAUUCCGAAAAGAAGAUGCCUUUGCUGUUCACAGACCGAAAUGGCAUUCCGCAUGUGGAGAGCAUCUUAACGGAUAUUUUAAAUGCAAAGACGACCGGUUUGGAGAUUGUUGUAUGUCCACUAGCUGAGAUGUUUUUCGUACUGAAAAAGACCGUUUUGCACUACAGUCUCAGUCUUCCGGAAGGCUUCCCGUCGGAGAGCGUUCCUCAGAUGUUGAUCGAUAGGGAUUUGUAUGCCUACACCGAGAAUAUCAGCUGUGCAUUUCACGAAGAGAAAGGAAACGGAGUAGACUGUGCCCAGUCGCGCUGCGUCCGCUGGGCAUACGCUAUUUCGGACAGCUGCUGCCUUGAUAUGCACAUUGAUAUGCUGCCAGGAGUGCACAUGCCGUUGAACGGCGCCACUCUGGGUGAGAUUGCCUCACGCUCACAUGGUUUGGACUCGUCUUCGGCAUCCAGCAAACAAAACUCUAGCGAGAAGAGACUAACUGGAACCAACCCAGGAAAUAAUGCGGUUUUCAUCUCCGGCAGCGAUAUGUCUUAUGGCUGUGAUCGUGGAACGUAUUCAAAUCAGGAUUCUUCGGAUAGCGUCGGAGAAGAAAGGUUUGAGUUUGAUAACAACAGUGCGGCCGGACUCAGCUCUAUCCUCCCAUCAGGGUUGGUACCUCAAGUGCGGGGAAUUGGCCGUGGUCGUAGGAUCCAGUUUGACAACACUCCUCCACUGCCUUGGAAUCAUCAACCACGUAAAUAACUGCUAUUACGACAUGGCUCUCUCUUUCUUUUCGAUUGUUUUUUUAUACACCACAUAAGUCUCACUACACAGCAGGCCAAACCAGGAUGUCUCAUUUGGAGCCUUUUGCAUAGUGAGGUGAUGGUUCUUCCAGUGAUUAAGAGGAUUUGAAUGCCAGGCCCAAAAUAAUUGCCAGAACUGUGAGAAUUCUGAGAAUUUCUCUGAGCCUAAACUAGUCAGCCGAUAUUACGAACGGCUGACCACCGAUGUAUAAUAUACCGUCUUUCGGUCACAGUAACUCUCUUCGGAGAGGCCUUGUCCCACUUUGGGAUGUUGUGCCACAUAAGAAGAAAAUAGUAUAGUUAUCCCGAAUGUGGAUCAUUAUGUAGACAACAGUACAAAGGACAAUUUCUCAGUUUUGCAAUUGCAAAAUAAUUGUUCCUCACAAAGUAAAUGGCAUUUUUUGCUGGUUUGCCUACUGUGUAAUGACUAUAAUGGUAUCCUCCGUAAAUGGUAUAAAUUCUCCAUGUGACAAUGGUGCCAUGAAUUGUUUGUUUGACAAUGUUACCCUGAAACUGUCCAACGAUAUAUUUUACAACUUGAAACUCGUUUAACCCCUUCACAGUUUUGUCCGGCUUGGGUAGUUUUUGUUGCCUGUUUUUUUUUCGUUGUGCGACGUUGUUUCUAAGUGCACCUGCUUCAAAAACACGUCAUUACUUGUUUGUACAUUUCCAAAAAUUGAAACAAAAUUUCAAAAUUUCAAACAAAGAAAUUGAACAAAAUUUAACCAGUAUUGAUCCAAAUCACAAAAAAUCCUAAAAAACUCAGCGGCUGUGAAGGGGUUAAAAUAAAACUUAAUUUAACGUAAACGCGAUAGUCCGUAGACGAUAUGUUUAUUGAAAGAAAUAACAAAAAAAUAAAUAAAUAGUACACACCACAACAACCUUUGUACCUCACCUAGGUGCAUGCAAUAAACGUCUCGUUAG
Messenger RNA from Anopheles coustani, 2385 nucleotides. Its product is annotated as protein maelstrom homolog. Gene Ontology annotation, biological process: piRNA processing; spermatogenesis; male meiotic nuclear division. Gene Ontology annotation, cellular component: P granule; nucleus. NCBI's taxonomy places the organism in Eukaryota, Metazoa, Arthropoda, Insecta, Diptera, Culicidae. The coding region runs from base 71 to 1420 and encodes 449 amino acids. The transcript has 3 exons. Gene Ontology annotation, molecular function: sequence-specific DNA binding. The record is from RefSeq and is a predicted model, not a curated record.